AUGGCUACCCACGGCAGGAGGCUAGUCAACACCGUUUUCUACAUACUACGCUUCUUCUGUAUGAAGUCAGCAAAAGCGUCUCGGUACUUCGGAAACACUAGGGUGACUCUACUAUACAGAUCGGAACUUAUCCUAUUUCGUUUCGCUCAGUUGCAGUUUCCACCAACAGAUGAAGAGAAGAAGAACCUCAACAUCUCAUGUGCGAUUCAACUCUAUUAUGGAAAUGCAAGGGACAGUGGACGACCUUGUGUUCCUUUUCUAGCAGCUCUAGAACAGCCCUUCAGAAAUAGAAUCAAUACCACCCAUGAUACGAAACUACGAACCCGCUCACGUGUGCUCGUUCAACUUCACCCCUUCGUGCGACUCGCGGAAGAAAUAGGACUGUUCAAUCAAAUACAGCUUUUCGACAACAGUCUACUACUAGUAGAGGAGCUCACCAUCACCAUCAAGGACUACGUCGACGAAAACGAUUUCGUAUGCAUCGAUCGGAAAGGUUGGAAAAGAAGAAUUGCAAGGCGUUCGACGGGCACGUCUGCUUUCUGUCAGAAGCAUGCUUGCCGACCCAAUGCGCAGGUGUUUUGUAUGUAUGACAACGCUCUCGCGCUAUUAGUCAUAAAUGACACCAUGCCAAGAAACGUCAUACCCGUGAAAGCGUGGGGAACAAUCACCAAAACAUACUACGGAUUUCCAAAAGUUCCCAAAGUUGCGCUUCCAUCGAACUCAGAAAAGAGAAGCGUUUUCGGAUCACGAGAAAGUGCAGAAUCGACCACAAAUUCAAAUACGGCACCGAUUUCGACGCAAUGCAUUGAAGGAGGAAUUCUCGUAAACAGCAGUUUCCACAAUGAUAUAACCGAGAUAUGCAUUGGACAAUACUGCACUUUCCUCCAGAAGAUCACUUCCCAGGAAGUAAUAUUCCCGAACUCCCUCAUAUCGUACAACUACGACGUCUCUGUCAGAACAUGGAACAAGGGGAAAAUCACCGAGGAAGUCGUAAUCUCCUGCAAAGCGCACCCAAUAUAUUUCUUCGCGGAUCGCCUCGGAUACAACGGAGCCAGCUUCGCGCCUACAUCAGUCGUAGAAGACGCAACCACAAUCGCAGAUAUCUCGCAAGUCUCAUGGCGAUCUUACUCAGUUCUUCAGUCCGCUGAAGGGUGCUCGGAAGUUUCAACACUUACGGCUCAUGAAACGGUAUGCCUCACCACUGAAGACACAGAAACCUGUACAUUCAACGAAGCUACCCUCAUCACCUUGCAACCGCUUCAACAGGAAAGCUGCUUAACGUUGAGGGAUAAACUUGACAACCCUAUUGGAAUCAUCUCCAUCAAAGUGAAUGGAAUUGACUUCCAAUGUCCAAGCUGCUCUCUGAGUCAGUUCAUUGCUGUUACCAUGCCGGCAGCUGUAUCCCAAAUGCCUGUGAUAGCACAACGCCAUCGGACAAAAUCAAAGAAUUCUCAGACACUGCGAACAAUAGUCCAGGAUAUUCUUUCUGCUCUAGGAGCUGUGGAUGCCUUUUUUGCGAUGGAUGCUUUUUCUGCACUCCAAGCUGUUUGUUCCAUCGACUUUACGCGGUACCAACGAGCCAUACUAUCUACACUGUCUUUACGUGCCCAAGCUGGGAAAUCGUCAUCAGCGUCGACAUUGUACUACAACAACAAGGUUCAACAUCAAGUGCCACGCUGGAACUCCAACCAGGACGCACAGCAUCGUGGAACAACAUCCGCCUCAGUCUCAUCGAAAGUAUCCUGCACAUGUAGCCCAGGAGAUAUGGAAGCCCUCAUGCAAGCAUCUCCUCUGCCGCAGUCGUCGAAAAAUUUCAUGAUCUACUCACGUCACAACGCCAUACUAGCAAAGACCAAUGUCGGAAGCGCCAUCCAACUCCACUUCGUAGCGGAAGAUCUGAAAAUUACCUCUCGUCAGUCCAACAGUUCCUGCGAAGUUGAAACGAGUGACAUUACAGGUUGCUACAACUGCUUAGCCGGCGCCGAACUCACACUGUCAUGUCGCAGCUCUCAUGAGGAAGUGACCGCCAGCAUUAUUUGCCCGACACAGACGCAAAUCGCAAAGAUGCACAAGAAACGGGACACUUGA
Messenger RNA from Cooperia oncophora, 2088 nucleotides. Lineage: Eukaryota; Metazoa; Nematoda; Chromadorea; Rhabditida; Trichostrongylidae. The record is from the annotation of a GenBank genome assembly.